AUGACGAAUCUUGAAACUCAUUUCAUGAAAUAUUUCCCAGAAGAAAUGAAAGAGUACUAUUGGAUUAAAGACCCGUUCACUGAAAAGCCUAUAUCAAAUUUCACAACUACAGAAGAGGAACAAUUAAUCGACAUUUCAUCCGAUUCAUCACUACGAAUGCAAUUUUCUUCAUAUUCUUUUUUAGGAUUUUGGAACAGUAUUAAAGACGAAUAUCCUGCAGUUAGCAACAAAGCUUUACGCAUAUUAAUACCAUUUGCUACUUCAUAUUUAUUUGAAGCAGGAUUUUUAGCUGUAGCCGUAUUAAAAUCAAAAUAUCGGUCCAAACUCAAUGUGGAAAAAGAAAUGCGUGUUGCAGUAACUACAUUAAUUCCUAAUUUUAAAAAAUUAAUAAACGAAAAACAAGCACAUUGUUCGCAUUAA
Molecule: messenger RNA, 420 nt
Organism: Myzus persicae (green peach aphid)
Lineage: Eukaryota; Metazoa; Arthropoda; Insecta; Hemiptera; Aphididae
Product: protein FAM200A-like
Exons: 1
Coding region: 1-420 (139 amino acids)
Source: RefSeq, a predicted model, not a curated record